Episyrphus balteatus (marmalade hoverfly) is the source of this 1423-nucleotide messenger RNA. It is a transcript of the gene LSm-4, whose product is annotated as COMM domain-containing protein 5. The record is from RefSeq and is a predicted model, not a curated record. The coding region runs from base 381 to 1010 and encodes 209 amino acids. The transcript is spliced from 4 exons. NCBI's taxonomy places the organism in Eukaryota, Metazoa, Arthropoda, Insecta, Diptera, Syrphidae. Gene Ontology annotation, cellular component: nucleus.
AUUCAUCAACCAACUUCUAAAGUAUUUGGAUACACCAAAACCAAAUCAAACACAGAAAUAGAAAUUAAAAAUUCAAAUUCAAUAAACUCCCAACAUUCAACAAAAAUAGUUAAACCCACUCAAUUAGCUGGCAAAUAACCAACUCCGGAAAUCUCCAUUUUCGCAUGUGCCUCAGUGCCUGUCAAUCAACAACUUUUAUUGGUGGGCAUUGCAUUUUUUCCAAUUGAAUUUGUUUUUGUUUUGCCUCCUUUGUAACUUGGUGAUAUUUUCUCUUCUCAACGUCAUCAGAAUUCUUUGCAUUCUAGGUUUUUUUUUAAUAAGCUACUCUUCAUUUGUCCAGCUGUUAGCAAAAGUCUUAUCCAAAAUAAUUUGCAAAAAAAAUGUCGUCCAACUUUAAAUACACAAUGCUGAAGACAGUCAAGCCCUACAUCAAGUAUGUGCCCCAACUAUCCAAGCCAGUAUUACGUGUUCUCAUCCAAGUGUCUGUGCAUUACAUUGAAAGCCGCAAAUGUUCACCAGAAGUCUUGGAUCUGGCUUUAACCAAAUUAACUCAUUCCGGUUGUGAAAUUCCCGAGAACUUUUGCGAAUUGUUUGCAGCGAUUUUACAGAUAAUGCAAAUCUUUUUAAGGACACCCAAGGGCAGUGUCAAGGACGAUGAACUGCGCCAAUGUUUAAGAGAGUUGAAAUUUACAGAAGAAUGUAUUGAUGACAUUAGCAAGGUCUUGCACAAUCAUAGGGACUCGCUGACAAAGAAUUUUUACGAGGUCAAAUGCCUUAGAUCGCCUCCGAAGAGAUUGCAAUGGCGGAUUAAUAUCUCACUUGGAGAUUGUGGCAUAAUCCAACUCUCCCAACCAACAAUCAUAAUCCACUUUCAAACUCCAAAUGGCGAAUAUCGAACUUUGGAAUUUCCGGUUGCGAUGUUUCAUCGAUUGCGUUACAACAUUGCCCUGCUGCUCAAAGAAAUGCAAUCCCUUGAGAACCGUGCUUUAAUGAAGAAGUACACCACGUAAAUUCUCUGCAAAAUACAAUCUAUCAUCUAAAUAUUGCAAGAAUAUACUUGCUGCUAUAAUCUUUUUAUUCCUAUUUCUGUAACCUGUUCCCAAAAAAACAAAAGAAAAACAAAAAAUAUAAAAGUGUGCUGCGUUCGAUGUUAUUCUGCAAUUGGUCGACGUGUCGCUUCUGUAAUCCACUGUACUAUUGUCUAACUUCGACUACAAUAAGAUAUUUAAUGUAUUAUUAUUGUUGAAUUGUUUAAUUCUAUGUAUUUGAGUAGUAAGGCUGUAUUAUGUAGUGUUAGCUAUAUUAAUGUUCGAUGUGCCAGUCAAAAUAAAACAAAGUUUGAGAUAUAAAAAAAAGACAUACAUAUAUACACGUAAUAAUUAUAAAAUUAUACAAAAAAAAAUAAAAAACAAUGUAUUUGCCU